AUGAGAUACAGUAACACUGGGAGCACAGGGGCCAGUCUCACUCAGGACUUGGAACUCUCACUAUGGGGAACCUUAGCUGCAUCCCCCAGCCCCACCGUCAGCUGCGUUACUCGUUCAGCAGGAAGAACUCCCUGCCAGGCAAAGAGCAAGACGGCAGAACUAAGUGGACAUAUUUGUUUGGGAAUGAAAGUGGCGUUGGAAGAGUGACAAAUUCGGACAACAUUCUGCACUACAUCCCAGGAAAGGACAUCGGAAAUCGUGAUGUACCAAAGGACAACGUGGACCAAAGAUUUCUCAGCAUUUUCCGUAAGGGAAAGAAAAAAACGAUUGUCCGGAAUAUGGGGCAAAUGAUUCACUACUCCAAAGUUAGAUUCCGCUUCCAGCACAGCCAGGAUGUCAAUGACUGUUAUCUGGAGUUGUUCCAGUCAUACCUGUAUUUCCAGUCUCGCGGGCCCACUGGCUUGACCUAUCAGGGUUUGGUGCCUUUAAAAGAGCUCAGCGUGUACAAGUUAGAGAGGUCUAAAGUUCCACCCAAGCCAGAGGAAGAGCAUGCUUUCAGGAUCACAGGCCCUUUGCUCAACCCUCUGAUUGUUUACUGUGCAAACCAACAAGAGCUGCAGAAAUGGCUUUACCACCUGGAGAAACAGAUCCAGCUCAACGGAGGAAGCUUAGAUUCCUUUCCCACCGAAGAGGUGAUCAAUACUAGCAAUUUGGAGAAGUCGGAGCUCAGGAAAUCUGUUGAGAGCCAACCCGUGCAUGACUGGCAAGGGACUCAGAGGGAAUCUUUGGGACCCAUCGCAUGCAUCUCCAAAGUCAAGCUACAGACCCUGCCAUUCCAGGAGCUGAAUGAAAGGCUACUGGUCCUUUACCCGUCCACGCUGGUCAUACUUUCUGAGGAUGGAAAAAAUCUUUGCUUCAAGGGUGAACUGCCUCUAAAAGCCAUUCGGGUGGUCUCAGAUGAAGCUGAAAAGCAAAAGAAGUCCUUCUUAAUUGAAGGAAGGUACAUCAAUACAAUCCGGGUGACCUGCUUCACUCAGUUUGACUUUGAAGAAUGGAUUGAUAACCUGAAACGAGCUCAGCAGCAAAACAGAGACUCGACUCUCUCAGGUUCAAGCAGUUUCGGUGGAUCACACUCUGCACAACACGAUCAGUUAACUGCAAGCUGUAGGAGCUCUUUCAACUCAGAUAGUCGAACCAAAUCCUGGGCAUCUGCAGGGAAGUUGCCCAACUCAAACCGUCAGUCCCACAGCACCACGCACGGCUCAGACUGGCAGUCGUUUGCUAUACUGAAUGAACCACCUCAGGAUGAUCCACUCUCACCAGGAUAUGCACAACCUGUCCAUUGUAUAGCCAAUUCUCAACGUUCUGGAACAGGAAGUGGAGAGCUACAAAGAGGGGGCAGCACCCGAGGGUCAAAAGGAAGGCCUAACCUAUGUUUGCCAGCACCAUCGGCUCUGCCACCAAGCUAUGACUUAGAAACCACUGCAUUUGAUUUGAUUCCCGAGACCCCCAGUGAAGAUCUCCUCUCCCCUGUAUACAAGGAACCAUAUUCAUAUCAAAGAUCCCAAAAUCAGUCAGGAAAUGAAGACAAAUUAAAUAGAUGGAGCCUCACCGACAGCCAGCCAUCUUCUCCUACUGAUUUAAACAGUCAAGUUUUGUCAACGUCUCCAUUGUACGCCGAACCCUACACUCCGACAGUUCCACCAACAAACAGUUUUAUUGAGGAGAUUUUAAAGAACCUGAACUCAUGUCGAAGUGAGGUCUCACAUUUAAAGACAAAUGGAUCAUUCUAUGGGAAUCAAAACACCCACCAAGCUCUGCUCAAGAAAAAUUCUCAACCCGUGAACGGAAGUCAGAAGCUUGUGAAAACAGUGGUACAUAGAAACAGUGAUGCCUCUGUACAUGGCAGACUUGCCCCAUCGUCGCAGCCCUCAUAUUUCAAAAGUAUAUCUGCUCUGAAGGAAGAACUUGCCAUGUCUCAUCGCAACACCGAAGUUGAAGACAUGUUUGAUUUGCCCUCAUCUGGAAGCCUGUAUCCCGAAUCUCUGGAUCACGAUUACGCAGAGCUGCAGAGUUUUCAGAGUGACCGCAGUUAUGACAAUAUUUGGGACUAUGAAGCCAAGGAGAAAGACCUAAAUCAGUUCCCCCCUCCUCCUUACUUGGGUAACAAUCACACUGGAUGGCAGCAGAAAAAGACUGUUCCCAGCAGCUGGUUAUAAGUGGGACCUUUGGUAGAACUAAACAACUUAUCUGGUGCGAAGAAAUGUGAAGCUAAACUGGUUGAUCUCACGGGUGGACGUUCGAGCUGAAAGUACUGUUGCAGAGUACGACCAAGGCAUAAUUUUUUCCCUGCCAGAUGGGCUGAUUCGAUGAGUACUGCACUGUUCGCUCGGGGUAUAUUUGAAGCAGUCGUUUUACGACAAAUCAUUGAGAUCUUGCAAUAGUAACUCGUAGUAUAAUUUUCUGCUUAGUGAACAACGGCUACUUCACUCACUCCAGUGAUUACUUUUUUUUUGUUUGUUUGUAUAUUGCUAAAUACGAAAGUAUUAAAUUGAUAAAAUACAUCAAUUUCUCUUAUUUAGCCACGUUGGUGCCAAAGGGUUGCACAGUUCAUUGAAAUGGUUACUCCCAUACUGCCAAGCUGACCACGAAUAUUCAAACUACCUUCUUCACUUUGGUGUUGUAAGUGUGGGUUUGUCCUUAUCACCGGAACACAGCAGUUUGGAUUUUAUUUUAUGUUUUUGUGCAACAUGUGCUUUUUCAUACUCUGCCCUGUAUCAUGGCCUGACUCACAGGCGUCGCUCCUAUUUUCCUUGAGUGCUGGUGCUUCUAGGAUGCAACACUCCCUUGUUUUCUAGAAAAACCACUAUUCCCCAAAGACAAACACUUCUUUGCCAACAAAAAAACAGCCCUACCUAAUAGCCAAUGACUGCUGUGGAUAUUUGGAGUUGGACUGCAAAUUCAUUUUUUUUUUUUUUUUUCUAUUUGAUAGAUUGUGGAUACUAAAUUGGUUCAACUCACAGAUCAUUAAUAGGACACAGAUGCUUGUUUUUAUUUUGUUUUUAAGUAUAUUCCAACACUUUUAGGGUCACCUACUUCCUGUCUCUCUGAAACUUCUCAUGUUUACUCCUCCAAUGUUUUGGGGUAUGGCUUUCUUCUUCGAUGAUGUUUGUAAUAGUUUUAGGGUUCUUUUGCAUCUGAAAAACGGUUAUUGUAAAAUAUAUUUAAUUAUUUGAUUUAUUAUUUAGGCGUAAAGACCUAAUUUUUUUUUUUUUU
This is a messenger RNA of Pelobates fuscus (common spadefoot toad), 3276 nucleotides long. RefSeq names its product pleckstrin homology domain containing N1 (gene PLEKHN1). The record is from RefSeq and is a predicted model, not a curated record. The transcript has 16 exons. Gene Ontology annotation, cellular component: cytoskeleton; mitochondrial membrane. Gene Ontology annotation, biological process: response to hypoxia; positive regulation of apoptotic process; 3'-UTR-mediated mRNA destabilization. Bases 63 to 2219 code for a protein of 718 amino acids. Gene Ontology annotation, molecular function: phosphatidic acid binding; phosphatidylinositol phosphate binding; cardiolipin binding. NCBI's taxonomy places the organism in Eukaryota, Metazoa, Chordata, Amphibia, Anura, Pelobatidae.